CGUUUCCUCAUUGGGCGGAAGGUUCGGUGGCAGUCGUCGGUCUUCCAGCUGGUGGGAGUUGGCGUCGCGGAGCUGGGCGCUGGGACCCUAGCUUACAUAGUUUGGGAAGCCGGGCUGUGGGGUCGCACCGGUCUGUCUGAUCUCCGCUUUCCUUGGUUUCCUCCCACGGUGUGGGGCCUCGCGAAGGAAUCCCCGGCCCCUUUGGGCCACGGCGGUAGCGGUGCCUUUUUCGAUUUUCUUGUGAUCACGUCUUAAAGCCUUCAAGAUGGUACUAGCAGACCUUGGACGAAAGAUAACAUCAGCAUUACGCUCAUUGAGCAAUGCUACCAUUAUCAAUGAAGAGGUAUUAAAUGCUAUGCUAAAAGAAGUAUGUACAGCAUUACUGGAAGCAGAUGUUAAUAUUAAACUAGUGAAGCAGCUAAGAGAAAAUGUAAAAUCUGCUAUUGAUCUUGAAGAGAUGGCAUCUGGUCUUAACAAAAGAAAAAUGAUCCAGCAUGCUGUAUUUAAAGAACUUGUGAAGCUUGUGGACCCUGGAGUUAAAGCAUGGACACCCACUAAAGGAAAACAGAAUGUGAUCAUGUUUGUUGGCUUGCAAGGGAGUGGUAAAACAACAACAUGUUCAAAGUUGGCAUAUUAUUACCAGAGGAAAGGUUGGAAGACCUGUUUGAUAUGUGCAGACACAUUCAGAGCAGGGGCUUUUGACCAACUAAAACAGAAUGCUACCAAAGCAAGAAUUCCGUUCUAUGGAAGCUAUACAGAAAUGGAUCCUGUUAUCAUUGCCUCGGAAGGAGUGGAGAAAUUCAAAAAUGAAAAUUUUGAAAUUAUUAUUGUUGAUACAAGUGGUCGCCAUAAACAAGAAGACUCUUUGUUUGAAGAGAUGCUUCAAGUUGCUAAUGCUAUACAACCUGAUAACAUUGUUUAUGUGAUGGAUGCUUCCAUUGGGCAGGCUUGUGAAGCUCAGGCUAAGGCUUUUAAAGAUAAAGUAGAUGUAGCCUCAGUAAUAGUGACAAAACUCGAUGGCCAUGCAAAAGGAGGUGGUGCACUCAGUGCAGUUGCUGCCACAAAAAGUCCAAUUAUUUUCAUUGGUACAGGGGAACAUAUAGAUGACUUUGAACCUUUCAAAACACAGCCUUUCAUCAGCAAACUUCUUGGUAUGGGUGACAUUGAAGGACUGAUAGAUAAAGUCAACGAGUUGAAGUUGGAUGACAAUGAAGCACUUAUAGAGAAGUUGAAACAUGGUCAGUUUACGUUGCGAGACAUGUAUGAACAAUUUCAAAAUAUCAUGAAAAUGGGCCCGUUCAGUCAGAUCUUGGGGAUGAUCCCUGGUUUUGGAACAGAUUUUAUGAGCAAAGGCAAUGAACAGGAGUCAAUGGCAAGGCUAAAGAAAUUAAUGACGAUAAUGGACAGUAUGAAUGAUCAAGAACUUGACAGUACCGAUGGUGCCAAGGUUUUUAGUAAGCAACCAGGAAGAAUCCAAAGAGUAGCAAGAGGAUCAGGUGUGUCAACGAGAGAUGUUCAAGAACUUUUGACACAAUAUACCAAGUUUGCACAGAUGGUAAAAAAGAUGGGAGGUAUCAAAGGACUUUUCAAAGGUGGUGACAUGUCUAAGAAUGUGAGCCAGUCGCAGAUGGCAAAAUUGAAUCAACAAAUGGCCAAAAUGAUGGAUCCAAGAGUUCUUCAUCACAUGGUGUGUGACUUUCUUGGAGAGAAGAUUGCCUCUGCUUUGGGCAUCAGCACCCCAAAAUACCAGUAUGCCAUUGAUGAGUAUUACCGGAUGAAGAAGGAGGAAGAAGAAGAAGAAGAAGAAAACAGGAUGUCUGAAGAAGCAGAAAGACAAUACCAACAGAAUAAGCUGCAGGCUGAUUCCAUUGUUCAGACAGAUCAACCAGAAACACUGGUAUCCAGUUCAUUUGUGAAUCUCAAUUUUGAAAUGGAGGGAGAUUGUGAAGUAAUUAUGGAAAGCAAACAAAAUCCAGUCUCUGUCCCACCAUAGAAUGAAAUGACUAUCAAACUUCAAACUCUAAGGUGGUUUUUAUAUCAGGAACUUUCACAUUCUCUAUUCAGUGGGACUUAAUACAGUUAUUUAUAUUUUAAAUUAUUAAGUUAUCUGGAAAGGGAAAAAUGUUUCUUCAUUCUUAGGCUCUAUGUAGCAAGAGCCAUAUCUGAAAUGUGAAUAUUUGUACUAUGCUUUUACUGUGUGUCAAAUUAGUCCUUUGGUUUUAAAAUGAUCUUUAAAAAAAGUUAAGGACAUUGUAGAGCCCUAACCACCAAUUAAGAACUAAAUUAUGAAGCUUGUCUUUUAUUUGUGUUUGUAAGGAAAAAAAUAGGUAAGUUGCUGAUUAAGGCUGAUUGGAGCUGAUAUUCCUAGUCUCUGAUUAAAAUGAGGAUGUUUUCCCCCUACAUUUUCUCACGUUAUGUCCUACAUUUAUAUAACCAUUAAUUUCAUACUAAGGAUGGUUCACUGAGUGUGUAAUAAAAGGAGCAAGAUGAAAGCACAUUGAAUUUUCUUUCCUUGACAAUAACUUUAUUCUAUGGAAAAGUGAUUGAGUUUAUAAAAACACCAAAUUUUAAGAUAGGUUUCCAUUUUUUAAUGCAGGUUAUUUACUAUUCUUUUUCAGUAGUUACUCAAAUUAAAUAACUAGCUUUAAACAUAAUGUUAAAAACCCUAGACCCUAGUUAUGGAAUGAAUGUAUUAGUAUUCAAGUGGUAAUACCUAGUGAUUAUCCACAUGGCAUCCUGGCUCUGUCACUCAUUCAGCCCUGAAUGCCUCCUAUAGGCCAAGUAGUUGCGGGGAUGGGGGUGGGACUGGGGGACAGAUGAAGACUUAACCCUCAGGGGCUCACUGCUAAAUAUUGUACAAGGUGCAGUGGUAGCAUAAUGAAGUUACCCGUCACUCACCACUUCAAAGUAACAACAGUAAAGUGGACAGUUUACUUGACCCAGGUUGGCCAUCUCUUUACCCAUUGUGCCAUAAGCAAACCUCACAAAAGUAUAAUAUGAAAGUAAUUUUGAAAAUAUUCCAAAGAUGUAUUCAGAAUCUUGUAUGUGUAUGACUUUGAUUUGUAACUUAAUGUAGGUAAGGAAAAAUGUGUGGACUAUUUCAGAUAUGCUGCUCUUAAAAAGCCUAUUCACAAACGUCUAGCUUUUAGAGAUUAAUGGUUGUUAAUAGCCUUCUAAACAGCAUUAAGCUUUCGAUCUUAAAUAUAGAUAUAUCUAUAUAAAAUAUGGCUUCAAAGAAACUCACAAUAUAGGUACAGUGGGCCUGUAAUGGAAAUGUUAUCAAUGAACAUGAACAUCUGGCCACUAAGUUCAAUUUGAAGGAUUAGGAAAGAAGUUUCCUCAUUAGGAAUCUUAGUUACAUGGAUUCAUGGUAUGGUGGUUCAUGGCACGUGAUGGUAAUUAGUCAUGGGUGUAAACUCUAUAUAAUUUAGUGCUUAAAGCAUUAAUCUUCAGAUUAAUUAAUGUCACCAUAAAUUAUAGUUUACCAAUAGUUCUAAAACAUGCUAACCUGACAUUUUAACUUUGUUUGAGAUAGUACUUCCAAGACAGAUAUUUAUUUAGUUAUCUAGUGAGGGCAUCUCUUCCUAGAAGCACUAGAUCUAAGAGUUUACCUAGAAGCUUCUGUGAUUGUAGUAGCAGGAAGAUAAUACUUAUGAAGGUUUUACGUUUCUUGAAUUUUACUUUCUCUACUUGUCCAACAGUGGCCAGUUUGUAAUGUUAAUAUAGUUAUUUACUGUGCCUUAAAUUUUUAUUCUUUUUAUUUAUGCAAACUAUAAAAUUUCCCAUAAAUGCAUUAAAUGGUUUGUCUUAUUUUUAA
Molecule: messenger RNA, 3817 nt
Organism: Diceros bicornis minor
Lineage: Eukaryota; Metazoa; Chordata; Mammalia; Perissodactyla; Rhinocerotidae
Product: signal recognition particle subunit SRP54
Exons: 17
Coding region: 266-1993 (575 amino acids)
Biological process (GO): SRP-dependent cotranslational protein targeting to membrane; SRP-dependent cotranslational protein targeting to membrane, translocation
Cellular component (GO): signal recognition particle, endoplasmic reticulum targeting; cytosol
Molecular function (GO): GTPase activity; endoplasmic reticulum signal sequence receptor activity; GTP binding
Source: RefSeq, a predicted model, not a curated record